CUAAUGUUAAAUAGUUUCUUUGAAGAGCACCUCUAAAUACUCAGUUGUAGUUACGCAUAUGAACUGUUAGAAAUUUCGGCAAUAGACAUCUUUGGCAUUACAGACUUUAAAUCUUUUGUUGUGCGUUUCCGCUGCGAGAGUUUGCAAAACUCUCCCUACAGACGACAUAGAGCUUCAUCUUCCUGCACUCUCAGCCAGUCUGCAGUUCAUAGCCGGGAUGAAGCGGCCAGGCAGCCCAGGCGACGUGUGCGCUUGCCCCUCCACCAGCUCGGUCGGCGACGACGCGGAGUUCGAGGCGGCGAUGCGCGCCCUGGCGCACGAGGCGCCCUCUCUGGACAGCCCUGAGGCCAGGGUGCGGGUGGCCGAGUGGGCGAGGACGCUGCACCACGUGCCCGACCGCGCCGUCGCCGCAGAGACGCUGCAGUACCUCAGGCUCAUGGUCCGGCACGGCGUGCUGCACGGGCCCUUCCUGCACCCGCCGCCACCCCCGGAGCGUGUGGCGCCCCUGGCCGAGGCGCUGUGCAACGAGUUGGCAGCCCUGGCGGGGCUCCCCCGCGCCGGGCCCAUCCGGCCUCUGCUGUCGCACCGAACGCCGGACGGCAGCGCCUACCUGGCGGCGCAGGAGCUGCCCGGCCGAGGGCUCUUCUGCUACCUGGCCGUGUCGCCCGGCGAGUUCAAGAAACUGUAGGCGCUGAAGACGUGUCAGCUGGCCAGAAACACACAGGGGGCAGCCUUUGUUCUCGUGUGUCCAUUGUACACUGUUAGCCUGUGCCACUGCAUGUUCCGUUUGUCCUGGGGCAAACCGUAGCAAUAAAUCAAAUUCCUUGAAGUAA
Molecule: messenger RNA, 833 nt
Organism: Schistocerca gregaria
Lineage: Eukaryota; Metazoa; Arthropoda; Insecta; Orthoptera; Acrididae
Exons: 3
Coding region: 218-688 (156 amino acids)
Source: RefSeq, a predicted model, not a curated record